This is a messenger RNA of Brassica oleracea var. oleracea, 737 nucleotides long. RefSeq names its product UPF0725 protein At5g63820-like. The transcript is spliced from 7 exons. Lineage: Eukaryota; Viridiplantae; Streptophyta; Magnoliopsida; Brassicales; Brassicaceae. The record is from RefSeq and is a predicted model, not a curated record. Bases 59 to 736 code for a protein of 225 amino acids.
CAAUUAGGUUGUCGGUCGUCUCGACUUUCUACAGCUUCAACCGAAUCAAGUCAAACUAAUGGAGAGUAUGGCUGAAAAGGCCUAUGGUUUUGAUCGGUAUUACAAUGACAAUCCGCCUACAUUAGUUCCGUCUACUUGGAGUAAAAACUAUGGUAUCGGUCUCUAUGGUAGGAUUGGACUCAUAUGCCACAAUCUUCAGAAGGGAACAAACUUAAAGUUUAAACGCUUGGAGAAACAUACAACCGAGCUGACUGGGUACCUCAGCUACUACAUAACUUUGGAGGCAACGGAUCCGGCCACUGGCUCUGUCUGCUCUUUUCAGACUCAGUUUAGCGAUGCAGGAAGCCGCAUUUCGUUGGGGGCUAGGAUUACCUGGUUUACCAUAGCCUCCAGAAUCAAACAAAUACGUAACGAGCCUGUAGAUGAUGAAUGGGAGGAGGAGGACACACCUGGAAUACAUGAGUUCUACAAAGUUCCGAUGCCCAAAUGGUUUUCUGAUGAAGCCUUGGAACGUGACAGUAAAAAGUGCCAGAAUCAGAUCUGCAUGACAAUGACUGGCUUCAACUUCUCAUGGAAGUCGCCUUCUUCUCCAAAGCAGAUCGUUGUUUGGAUGCUUACCUACCCUUGGAGCUCAAGAACGUUGUUGUGGAAACUUUUGAAUAUUACACAACUGUCUCCGGCGUGGCUGUACAAGACGUUCUCUCACCACCGAUUACAACUCAAUCGGUUUACAUGAA